AUGGCUAGGCUUACCUUAAAUCUCUUAAGACGAGCAAACGCCAUUAAUCCGCAGCUCGUGCCGCUACUAAAAGCGACUCGUUCGUUACAAUUAGCCAUCGCCGAACUACGAUGGAUUAAGCAGGAACUUCCGCGUAGUCAAUGGACCGAUGCGAUCCGGAAACGGGCUCAAUUGGUUCCGCUUCAGUACAUUUUGGGCUCCCAGCCGUUUGGCUCGUUGGAUAUCCUCUGUUCGCCGGGUGUUCUUAUUCCUAGAUGGGAAACGGAGGAAUGGUGUAUGAAACUCGUAGACGUAUUGAGAUCGGCAGCGGUCUCGGACAUUUCGGUUCUCGAUGCAUGUACGGGAAGCGGGUGCAUUCCGCUUCUAUUGAAGAAAGAGCUUCCUGCUCUACAGGUACUUGCCGUAGAUUUGAGCGACAAGGCGUUGCACUUGGCACUGGAGAAUAUGAGAAGGGCAAACGUGACGAUAGAUGUACAGAAAGUUGAUGUGCUCAACUAUAAUGCUGUCCCGGAGCAGAGGUUCACCCUUGUGACUUCCAAUCCGCCAUACAUCCCGGCCUCGGACUUCGACAAGCCUUUAUUGUUGAAUGGCGUCGAUGCGUCCGUACGACUCCAUGAACCGCGGAUGGCAUUGGUGGGCCAUUUGGAGUUUUAUCGUGCUCUAGCGAGGGACAUCGUUCCAGCGUGUCACAGUGAAGGAGUAGUUCUAGAGCUCGGGUAUGAAGACCAAUACUUGGAGACAAUUGCAAACUUACCCCUGAACUGGAGCCACGGGCGGUACUUUGAUCUGGCUGGAAAUCUCCGUUGUGCUAUUGCAUGGAAGAACGGCUCUUCGAUGGAGUGCCUUGGACGUCUUGUUAACGAAAAUCAAUCACAUCCUUAA
Messenger RNA from Australozyma saopauloensis, 882 nucleotides. RefSeq names its product S-adenosylmethionine-dependent methyltransferase. Gene Ontology annotation, molecular function: protein methyltransferase activity. Gene Ontology annotation, biological process: protein methylation. Gene Ontology annotation, cellular component: mitochondrion. The record is from RefSeq and is a predicted model, not a curated record. NCBI's taxonomy places the organism in Eukaryota, Fungi, Ascomycota, Pichiomycetes, Serinales, Metschnikowiaceae. Bases 1 to 882 code for a protein of 293 amino acids. The transcript has a single exon.